Messenger RNA from Gracilinanus agilis (Agile Gracile Mouse Opossum), 1038 nucleotides. RefSeq names its product zinc finger protein 677-like. NCBI's taxonomy places the organism in Eukaryota, Metazoa, Chordata, Mammalia, Didelphimorphia, Didelphidae. The transcript has 6 exons. Bases 1 to 1038 code for a protein of 345 amino acids. Gene Ontology annotation, biological process: regulation of transcription by RNA polymerase II. Gene Ontology annotation, cellular component: PcG protein complex; transcription regulator complex. Gene Ontology annotation, molecular function: DNA-binding transcription factor activity, RNA polymerase II-specific; RNA polymerase II cis-regulatory region sequence-specific DNA binding. The record is from RefSeq and is a predicted model, not a curated record.
AUGCUUUCUGUGAAUAAUAAAGUUGGGAGACCUUUCAGUCCAAACUCUGAGCUUGGUUCUCAUCAAAUAAUCCACUCUGGAGAGAAACCUUAUGAAUGUAAACACUGUGGAAAGGCUUUUACAAUAAGGGGCAAUCUUAACAGACAUGAGAGAAUCCACACUGGAGAAAAACCUUAUGAAUGUACACGCUGUGGACAGGCUUUCACUCGGAAGGGCCAUCUUGCCAGACAUCUGAGAAUUCAUACUGGAGAGAAACCUUAUGAAUGCAAACAGUGUGGAAAAGCCUUUCCACGGAGAAGCCGUCUUGCUGCACAUCACAGAGCCCACACUGGAGAGAAACCUUAUGAAUGUACACAGUGUGGAAAGACUUUCACAGAGAGGGCCUCUCUUCGGAGGGCCUCUCUUCGUUUACACCUGAGAAUCCAUACUGGAGAGAAACCUUAUGAAUGUACACAGUGUGGGAAGACUUUCACAGGGAGAGCCUCUCUUCGUUUACAUCUGAGAAUCCACACUGGAGAGAAACCUUAUGAAUGUAAACAAUGUGGAAAGGCUUUCACUUGGAGGCAACAACUUUCUUCACAUCAGAGAAUCCAUACUGGAGAGAAACCUUAUGAAUGUACACAUUGUGGAAAGACUUUCACGGGAAAGGCCUCUCUUCGUUUUCAUCUGAGAAUCCACACUGGAGAGAAACCUUUUGAAUGUACACAGUGUGGAAAGGCUUUCACUCGGAGUGGUGAAUCCCCGCCCCACGGGAGCCCGGAGGCAGCUCGGGGAGGGGGUGCAGAAGAGGAAGUCUCCCCGCCUCGGGGAUCCCACCUGAAGGACCAGAGUCUGGCCACAGCAGAGACCCCUGAGCCCGAGGGAAUGGCCCCCAGAACCCGGAGGCUCCCAUCCCAGGGAUCAAUAACAUUCAAGGAUGUGGCUGUGGACUUUACUCAUGACGAGUGGUGCCUGUUGGAUCAUUCUCAGAAAGAGCUAUACAAGGAGGUCAUGCUGGAGAAUGUGCAGAAUCUACUCUUUGUGGGUGGCUUCAGGUGA